CGGCCCGGAGGGCCCGGAGCGACUCGUCUCGCCAGCGCGGCAACACGCUCAACACGUGCGGCAGACGUCGCGUCGGACCGCCACCGACUCGGACGAGACGUAACGCGAAAGCCCCCGACGCAGCGCGCAACUCUCGUUGUUAUCUGCUUGAGCUGACUGAGUGGCGUGGCGCAUUCCAACUGAUGGUGACACUAGUUUCACGGGCAAAUUUCGGUUCAACGCAAGCAAAACAUUUGUUUUGAGUUGGCUUGUGCCUGGCAGUCUGCUGCACUGAAAAAUAAGACGAGUGUCGAUUGCGGCGACUUCUGCUGAUACCGAGCGUAGUUGGGAGUGGAAGUGUCGUCAAGAAUGAACAGCUGGAGGUGCCCCGCGUCGCGCCGGGCUGUGUCGGAGUGACCACCAGCCACACACACUUGGCGGAGGUCCGCGACCGAGUCGGUGACCCAGUGGGAGACCCAGCCCGCGACCCUGCCCGCGGCCCAGGCCGCGAUGGCCGGCGCGGCGAUGGAGCCCGACGACUUCCGGCUGCUCAACCUGAGCCACUUCAACCUGACCAUGGACGACCUGCAGCUGGCGCUCAACCUGAGCGCGCAGGCCGAGAUGGCGGACUGCUACUGCCCGGCCGCGGUGAGCGACAUCUCCAUGGCGUACCGGCGCUACCACGGCUACGUGUCGCUGGUGGUGUGCGCCUUCGGCAUCCUGUCCAACGCCAUCAACCUGGCCGUGCUGACGCGGCCCUCCAUGGCCACGUCGCCGGUCAACCGGCUGCUGACGGGGCUGGCCAUGGCCGACGUGGCCGUCAUGGUGGAGUACGCGCCCUUCGCCGUGUUCCUGUACCUGGUGCCGCCGCGCGCGCACUCCUCCGAGCUGGGCGCCACCCUGCUGCUCUGGCACAUGCACUACUCGCAGCUCCUGCACACCGCCUCCAUCUGCCUCACGCUCGCCCUGGCCGCCUGGAGGUACAUCUCCGUCAGGUUCCCCGCGCACGCGCCCAAGCUGUGCACGGACGCGCGCUGCUGGUGGGCGCUGCUGCUCUCGCUGCUGGCGCCGCUGCCGCUGUGCGCGCCGUCGCUGCUCGUCUUCUCGGUGCGCCGGAGCAGCCGCGCGGGCGAGGACGGCCGCACCGCGUACCACGUCGACCUCAGCGACCACGCGCGCCGCCACAACCAGCUGCUCUACGAGAGCAACCUCUGGCUGCACGCCGUGGUCGUCAAGAUCCUGCCCUGCAUCAUCCUCACCAUCAUCAGUAUCUCGCUGAUGAACGCCCUGUACACGGCCAAGCAGCGCAAGAAGAAGCUGAGCGGGCAGCAGGCGCAGGCCUUGGCCCCGGCCUCGGCCAAGCCCGCCAAGCAGCAGGUGCAGCCCAGCGCGCGCCGCUCCAGGGCCGAGAAGCGCGCCGACCGCACCACGCGCAUGCUGCUCGCCGUGCUGUUCCUCUUCCUGGCCACCGAGGUGCCGCAGGGCGUGCUGGGCCUCAUGAGCGGCAUCCUGGGCCGCUGCUUCUUCCGGCGCUGCUACCAGCUGUUCGGCGAGGCGCUGGACCUGCUGGCGCUCCUCAACGGCUCCAUCAACUUCAUCCUGUACUGCGCCAUGAGCCGCCAGUACCGCCAGACCUUCCGGCAGCUGUUCGUCGCGCCCUGGGCCUUCAAGGGCUCCAACAACGCCUCGCCGGCCUCGCCCAACGCGUCCACGGCCAAAGGCGCCCUGCCGAACGGCUUUGCGCCGAGGGCACCUGCUGCAAACGGGGUGCCGUCGGCGGCCAGCCCCAAGGCCAGCCCCGCCGCAGGCACCGCGACCGCACGUCCCAGUAGGGCGGCCGUCUCCAACGGGAACGGGUCCGCCACCGCGGCCGCCUCCACCGCCCCCGCCGCCCCCGGAACCUCCGCCCCCGGCGUGCGGCCGCCACAGAGCACGGCGCUGUGA
Molecule: messenger RNA, 1923 nt
Organism: Thrips palmi
Lineage: Eukaryota; Metazoa; Arthropoda; Insecta; Thysanoptera; Thripidae
Product: sex peptide receptor-like
Exons: 7
Coding region: 490-1923 (477 amino acids)
Biological process (GO): G protein-coupled receptor signaling pathway
Cellular component (GO): membrane
Molecular function (GO): G protein-coupled peptide receptor activity
Source: RefSeq, a predicted model, not a curated record